AUGGCAGACACUACUUGGAUUUCGUUUAUCGUUGGUAUUCUGGUAUCCGUAAUUGCUAGUAUAAUGAACGCUGCCGGCCUGAACUUGCUAAACCUAGACCACACAAGAAACUCUCAACAACCGGCGGAGCAUCAACGUAAUGAAUGCGGUCGUCCUUUGUGGCAUGUCGGCUUAUACUUUUACGUCCUCAGUCAGCUGUUUGGAAGCACGAUUGCACUAUACUUUUUGAAAGCGCAAUGGGUCGCUCCGCUCGGGUCGGUUGCACUCAUUUUCAACUUUGUAUUUGCACGAGUGCUGGUCGGCACGCGCAUUACAAAGCAGGAUAUCAUUGGCACUGUUGUCGUUAUAAUCAGCGUAGUAUGGAUCGUAGUGUUUGGUGGACAGGGCUCGGACGAUUCCGAGGAAGACCUUACGCUCGACAAGUUGAAAGGUCUUUUCACUCGAUCUCUCUUUGUUGCAUAUUUUUCCGUACUAGAGAUAAUCACGAUUACAUGGCUUGGUCUCGCUCUUUAUGGCUACUACAUCGUAAAGGAUGACCGGCGUAAGCGACAUCACACCUUCUUUAAUGGAAUACAUACCAUGCGAUUGAAGAAAUUUGUAGGCAUGACGAUGGCUGGAGUGGGUGGGCUGAUAGCCAGUCAGACUUUGCUGUUAGCAAAGAGCGGAGUAAAACUCUUUUACAAUUCUUUGACGAUUGAGAAUCAGUUCACUGAUAGUUUGAGUUGGUUUAUCAUCAUCGGACUGGUGGUCACCGCUGUCCUUCAGAUAUAUUGUCUUAAUACUGCAUUAAAGUUGCACGAUUCUGUGUUGGUUGUCCCCAUCUUUUUCGGUUUCUAUACUGCAAUGGGACUGAUAAAUUCGAUGAUCUAUCUCGACGAAUUAUCCAAAACCCCAGCCUGGGCAAUAUUUGUAGUCAUGCUUGGUAUUGGCACGUUGAUAUACGGUGUAUUAUUGCUGAGUGAGGCCAAAGAAGAUCCAAAGGAUGUUGAAGAACCAGAAGUUACCAAAGACGGCAUUCCUCUGAGUCCUGUAUUGUGGGAUUCGGCUGAUAGAAGGACAGGAGAAUCCAACCGAAAGAAUGACAGCACGGUGAUUGAGAGAGACAGUCUACCACCAUUUACACCAGAUAUCAUCAUUGACAAUCAGAUUCCUGAUAAUAAUCAUUCCUCAUAUACGAGUAGAUUUAACAAUAUGUCAUCAGAUGAUCUGAGCAUUAUGACACUGGACGACGACGAUGAUGGAUAUUCGAUAGCUGAAGCUCGAAGUUAUGAAGAUCUUCUCAGUGCAAAGUAUAGAAGUAACUCGUAG
This is a messenger RNA of Paraglomus brasilianum, 1308 nucleotides long. Lineage: Eukaryota; Fungi; Glomeromycota; Glomeromycetes; Paraglomerales; Paraglomeraceae. The record is from the annotation of a GenBank genome assembly.